Molecule: messenger RNA, 15086 nt
Organism: Tinamus guttatus (white-throated tinamou)
Lineage: Eukaryota; Metazoa; Chordata; Aves; Tinamiformes; Tinamidae
Source: RefSeq, a predicted model, not a curated record
AUGGGGCUAAUGGCAAAGCACAAGCGGGCAUCAUCAAAGCCAAACUCUGCCGCUGCACUCGGUCACGCCAGCGUUUUUAUGCGCACACAACAGAGCGGAGCAGCAGUGGGCACAGCAACCGGCAGCGCCUCGCCAACCACCGCCCGCUCAGAGCGAGCCUGCUUUGCGCGGCCUCUUGCACGUCCUACCGGCGGGGUCACCCGCGUAGGCGGCUGCUGCUGCUUUGCCUUCGCUGUGUCGCCGCCUUCCUUGCGGAGAUCCCCGGUGCGCGGAGGGAGAGACCGUGGGCGGGCAGCGAGUAAGAAACUUUUUAGCAAGAAAAAAUUGAAAAGAAAACAGAAGACUAAACUAAAAGUAAAAACACGUAACAAGACAGAGAACCUAGAGAGUACAAUAACUGUACCAGAUAUCAGAUUACACAGCAACCCUUCAGCUUUCAAUGUUUACUGCAAUGUCCGCCAUUGUGUUUUGGAGUGGCAAAAAAAGGAAGCGUCCGUAUCGUUGGCUUCCAAGAACAGUGUACAGAGUGGGGAUUCAGACAGCGAUGAAGAGGAGGAAUCCAAAGAGCCACCCAUUAAACUUCCAAAGAUCAUUGAAGUUGGUUUAUGUGAAGUCUUUGAGCUGAUAAAGGAGACAAGAUUUUCUCACCCAUCCUUGUGUCUCAGGAGUCUACAAGCCCUACUUAAUGUGCUCCAGGGCCAACAGCCAGAAGGCCUCCAGUCAGAGCCUCCUGAAGUCCUGGAAUCCCUGUUCCAGCUGCUUCUAGAGAUAACUGUCCGAAGCACGGGAAUGAAUGACAGCACAGGACAGUCCUUGACAGCCCUUUCCUGCGCUUGCCUCUUCAGUUUGGUAGCUGCGUGGGGAGAGACAGGAAGAACAUUGCAAGCCAUCUCUGCCAUCCUCACCAAUAAUGGCAGCCAUGCUUGUCAGACUAUUCAGGUGCCAACCAUUUUAAACUCUCUUCAGAGGAGUGUGCAGGCCGUUCUGGUAGGCAAGAUCCAAAUCCAGGACUGGUUCAGUAAUGGGAUAAAGAAAGCAGCCCUCAUGCACAAAUGGCCAUUGAAAGAAAUAUCUGUAGAUGAUGACGACCAGUGCCUACUUCAGAGUGAUGGGUUUUUCCUUUAUCUGUUAUGUAAAGAUGGACUUUACAAAAUUGGCUCCGGAUAUAGUGGAACAGUGAGGGGCCAUAUAUACAAUUCUACAUCCCGCAUCAAAAACAGAAAGGAAAAAAAAUCCUGGUUAGGUUAUGCUCAGGGCUAUUUGUUAUACAGAGAUGUGAAUAAUCACAGUAUGACAGCCGUAAGAAUAAACCCUGAAACUUUGGAACAAGAUGGGACCGUUGCUUUGCCAGAUUGCCAUACCGAAGGGCAGAAUAUCCUCUUCACUGAUGGAGAAUAUAUUAAUCAAAUAGCAGCAUCGAGAGAUGAUGGCUUUGUAGUUCGAAUAUUUGCAACAAGCACUGAGCCGGUACUGCAGCAAGAACUGCAGCUUAAGCUUGCAAGAAAAUGCUUACAUGCCUGUGGUAUCUCCUUGUUUGAUCUGGAGAAAGAUUUGCACAUUAUCAGUACAGGUUUUGAUGAGGAAUCAGCUGUCCUUGGUGCUGGAAGAGAAUUCGCACUAAUGAAAACUGCUAGUGGAAAGAUUUAUUAUACUGGCAAAUAUCAGAGCCUUGGAAUCAAGCAAGGUGGUCCAUCAGCAGGCAAAUGGGUUGAACUGCCAAUCACAAAAUCUCCAAAGAUAAUUCAGUUCUCUGUGGGACAUGAUGGUUCACAUGCCUUACUUGUUGCAGAGGAUGGAAGUAUAUUCUUCACAGGUUCUGCUAGUAAAGGAGAGGAUGGGGAAUCAACUAAAAGUAGACGACAGUCAAAACCUUAUAAACCCAAGAAAAUAAUUAAAAUGGAAGGAAAGAUUGUGAUAUCUACAGCUUGCAAUAAUGGAAGCAGUUCUGUAAUUUCAAAAGACGGAGAACUCUACAUGUUUGGAAAAGAUGCCAUUUACUCUGAUAGUACAAGUUUAGUAACAGAUUUGAAAGGGCACUUUGUGACUCAGGUGGCUAUGGGCAAAGCUCAUACCUGUGCAUUAAUGAAAAAUGGAGAAGUUUGGACAUUUGGUGUAAAUAAUAAAGGACAGUGUGGACGCGACACAGGUUCCAUGAGUCAGGGGGGAAAAGGUUUUGGAGUUGAGAACAUGGCAACAGCAAUGGAUGAAGACCUAGAGGAGGAACUGGAUGAAAAAGAUGAGAAGUCCAUGAUGUGUCCCCCAGGCAUGCACAAGUGGAAGCUGGAGCAGUGCAUGGUGUGCACUGUUUGUGGAGACUGCACGGGCUAUGGAGCUAGCUGUGUCAGCAGCGGGAGGCCUGACAGAGUGCCUGGAGGAAUCUGCGGCUGUGGCUCAGGUGAGUCGGGCUGCGCUGUAUGUGGCUGCUGCAAGGCGUGUGCUAGAGAACUGGAUGGCCAAGAGGCAAGGCAAAGAGGAAUCCUUGAUGCUGUGAAAGAGAUGAUCCCUUUGGAUCUCUUGUUGGCUGUCCCUGUUCCUGGAGUUAAUAUUGAAGAACACCUUCAGUUACGGCAAGAAGAAAAGCGGCAGCGGGUAAAUAGGAGACACAGACUGGAAGAGGGAAGAGGCCCCCUUGUAUUUCCUGGUCCAAUUUUUAUGAACCACCGAGAACAGGCUCUAGCCAGAAUCAGACCCCAUCCAGCACAGCUAAAGCAUAAACGGGACAAGCACAAAGAUGGAAGUGGGGAAAGAGGUGAGAAAGAUGCGAGCAAAAUCACAACCUAUCCACCGGGGGCUGUCCGCUUCGACUGUGAACUGCGAGCUGUACAAGUCAGUUGUGGAUUUCACCAUUCAGUGGUUUUGAUGGAGAAUGGUGAUGUUUACACAUUUGGAUAUGGGCAGCACGGGCAGCUUGGACAUGGUGAUGUUAAUUCCAGGGGAUGUCCCACUUUGGUGCAAGCAUUACCAGGUCCUAGCACACAAGUUACUGCUGGAAGCAACCAUACAGCUAUACUCUUAAUGGAUGGCCAGGUUUUCACAUUUGGAAGUUUCUCAAAAGGCCAGCUUGGUAGACCAAUUUUGGAUAUGCCCUACUGGAAUGCAAAACCAGCACCUAUGCCUAACAUUGGCUCUAAGUACGGACGCAAAGCCACGUGGAUUGGAGCGAGCGGAGACCAGACUUUCCUUCGAAUUGAUGAAGCUCUCAUUAAUUCUCAUGUGCUUGCUACGUCAGAGAUAUUUGCAAGCAGGCAUAUAAUAGGUUUGGUACCAGCUUCAAUAUCAGAACCUCCUCCUUUUAAAUGCCUUCUGAUAAACAAAGUUGAUGGCAGUUGCAAAACUUUCAAUGAUUCUGAACAGGAAGACCUUCAAGGAUCUGGUGUGUGUCUGGAUCCUGUCUAUGAUGUUAUUUGGAGGUUUCGACCAAGCGCUAGGGAGCUGUGGAGCUACAACGCGGUAGUUGCCGAUUCCAGACUUCCCUCCGCUCCGGACAUGCAGUCCCGGUGCAGUAUUUUGAGUCCCGAACUUGCUCUGCCGAUAGGUUCCAAAGCUCUGACCACCAGAUCUCAUGCAGCUUUGCACAUUCUAGGUUGUCUCGAUACGUUGGCUGCUAUGCAGGACUUAAAAAUGGGUGUAGCAAAUACGGAAGAAGAGACUCAAGCAGUAAUGAAAGUUUAUUCUAAAGAAGACUACAGCAUUGUUAACAGAUUUGAAAGUCACGGAGGAGGUUGGGGCUAUUCAGCCCACUCGGUGGAAGCUAUCCGUUUCUGUGCGGAUACAGACAUUUUGUUAGGUGGGCUUGGUCUUUUUGGAGGUAGGGGUGAAUACACUGCGAAAAUAAAGUUGUUUGAAUUGGGUCCUGAUGGGGGGGACCAUGAGACUGAUGGGGACCUUCUUGCUGAAACAGAUGUCUUAGCAUAUGAUUGUGCUGCUAGAGAAAAGUAUGCCAUGAUGUUUGAUGAACCAGUUCUCUUACAAGCUGGUUGGUGGUACGUAGCCUGGGCAAGAGUGUCGGGGCCUAGCAGUGAUUGUGGAUCUCACGGACAGGCCUCUAUUACUACAGAUGAUGGUGUUGUCUUUCAGUUUAAAAGUUCCAAGAAAUCAAAUAAUGGUACAGAUGUUAAUGCAGGGCAGAUUCCGCAGUUACUCUACAGACUGCCAACAAGCGAUGGGAGUGCGUCCAAAGGCAAACAGCAGACCAGUGAACCUGUGCAUAUUCUAAAGAGAUCUUUUGCUAGAACUGUCUCUGUAGAGUGCUUUGAAUCUUUACUGAGCAUUCUGCACUGGAGUUGGACCACGCUGGUGCUCGGGGUUGAAGAACUUCGUGGGCUGAAAGGAUUCCAGUACACUGCUACCCUCUUGGAUUUAGAAAGGCUGCGCUUUGUGGGCACUUGCUGUCUGAGGUUGCUGAGGGUCUACACCUGUGAAAUAUAUCCCAUAUCAGCUACAGCUAAGGCAGUUGUGGAAGAAACCAGCAAACUAGCGGAUUGCAUUGGAAAAACUAGGACUUUGCUGAGAAAAAUCUUAUCUGAAGGAGUUGAUCACUGCAUGGUGAAGUUGGAUAAUGACCCUCAAGGGUAUCUCAGCCAGCCCCUGAGCCUUUUAGAAGCGUUUUUUUACAAUAUUUUCACUGCUUGCUUCCAUUCCUUCUAUCCCACGCCAACUCUCCAGUGGGCAUGCCUUUGUGACUUGCUGAAUUGCUUGGAUCAGGACAUCCAGGAAGCCAACUUCAAGACGUCGAGCAGCCGGCUGCUCGCGGCGGUGAUGUCGGCGCUGUGCCACACGUCGGUGAAGCUCACCUCCAUCUUCCCCAUCGCCUACGACGGGGAGGCGCUCCUGCGCUCCAUGGUCAAGCAGGUCAGCACCGAGAACGACUCCGCGCUGGCCCACCGCUUCCCUCUGCUGGUGGCCCACAUGGAAAAACUUAGUCAGAGUGAAGAAAAUGUUUCAGGGAUGACAAGCUUUCGGGAAGUGCUGGAAAAGAUGUUGGUCAUUGUUGUUUUACCAGUGCGGAACAGCCUUAGGCGAGAAAAUGAGCUUUUCUCUUCACACCUUGUUUCUAAUACCUGUGGGUUACUGGCUAGUGUUGUCAGUGAGCUUACGGCGUCUGCACUGGGAUCCGAGGUCGAUGGACUGAAUUCUCUCCAUUCUGUCAAGUCCACCCCAAAUCGCUUCACUAAAACAAGUCAGGGAAGAAGCUGGAAUACUGGGAAUGGAUCCCCUGAUGCAAUAUGUUUCUCUGUGGACAAACCUGGUGUAGUUGUAGUAGGAUUUUCUGUUUAUGGAGGAGGAGGAAUUCAUGAGUAUGAGUUGGAAGUAUUAGUUGAUGAUAGUGAUCACACCGGAGACUCAACUCAUUCUCAUAGGUGGACAUCUUUAGAGUUAGUUAAAGGAACUUACACCACAGAUGAUUCUCCCAGUGACAUAGCUGAAAUCAGACUUGACAAAGUUGUGCCACUGAAGAGUUUUAAUAUGCCAUUUGGUAGCAAACUUUAUUGUAUAACUGGUCACUUUCCAAGAACUACCGCCAACGGAGACGGAGGGAUGACGACAGUUCAGUGUCCAGAUGGGGUAACCUUCACGUUUAGCACAUGCAGCCUGAGCAGUAACGGCACAAACCAAACACGAGGACAAAUUCCCCAGAUUCUUUAUUACAGGAGUGAGUAUGAUGGAGAUCUACAGUCACAGCUUUUGAGCAAAGCUAAUGAAGAAGAUAAAAAUUGUAGCAGAGCUCUCUCCGUUGUGAGCGCUGUUGUCCGAGCGGCCAAAGACCUCCUGCACAGGGCUCUCGCUGUGGAUGCUGAAGACAUUCCAGAACUGCUCAGCUCUUCCAGUCUGUUUUCCAUGCUGCUUCCCCUCAUAAUAGCCUACAUAGGACCAGUUGCGGCGGCUAUUCCCAAGGUUGCUGUUGAAGUCUUUGGCCUAGUACAACAGUUACUUCCUUCCGUGGCAGUAUUGAAUCAGAAAUAUGCCCCUCCAGCCUUUAACCCAAAUCAGUCCACGGACAGCACCACAGGAAACCAGCCAGAACAAGGCCUUUCAGCUUGCACUACCUCUAACCACUACGCCGUCGUGGAGAGCGAGCAUCCCUAUAAACCAGCCUGUGUCACACACUAUAAGGUGACUUUUCCUGAAUGUGUCAGGUGGAUAACAAUAGAGUUUGACACUCAGUGUGGCACUGCUCAGUCAGAAGAUGUUCUUCGUCUACUGAUUCCUGUCAGAAUUGCACAGAGCCUAGGAUUUGGACCAAAGCAUGGUUCUGUUCAUGAAAACCUUAAUUCAUGGAUAGAGCUGAAAAAAUUCUCUGGAUCUUCAGGAUGGCCCACUAUGGUAUUAGUAUUGCCAGGAAAUGAAGCACUUUUUUCUCUGGAGACUGCAUCAGACUAUGUGAAAGAUGAAAAGGCUUGUUUCUAUGGUUUCAAAUGUUAUGCCAUUGGAUAUGAAUUUAGUCCAGGAUCUGAUGAGGGUAUUAUUCAACUGGAGAAAGAACUGGCCAAUUUAGGAGGAUCAUGUGCAGCAGCUUUGAUGAAGAAAGAUCUAGCACUUCCAAUUGCAGGUAAUGAAUUUGAAGAAGAUCUUGAGAUUCUUGAAGAGGCUGCUUUACAGGUGUGCAAAUCUCACUCUGGCAUCCUUGGUAAAGGCUUGGCACUGUCUCACUCCCCUACUAUCCUGGAAGCCCUUGAAGGGAGCCUUCCCUUGCAAGUGCAAAGCAACGAGCAGUCAUUUCUGGAGGACUUCAUUGCCUGUGUGCCAGGGUCCAGCGGAGGGCGCCUUGCAAGAUGGCUGCAGCCAGAUUCGUAUGCUGAUCCUCAGAAAACAUCUUUGAUUUUAAAUAAGGAUGACAUUCGAUGUGGCUGGCCAACCGUUAUUACCGUACAAACAAAAGACCAGUAUGGGGAUGUUGUUCAUGUUCCUAAUAUGAAGGUGGAGGUCAAAGCUAUUCCCGUUUCUCAGAAAAAAACGUCUUUGCAACAAGAGCAAGUUAAAAAGGGGCAGCGAAUACCAGGGAGUCCUGCAACAGCUGCCUCCCCUAACACUGACAUGACCUUUGGAGGGCUUCCUUCACCAAAACUGGACUCCUCUUAUGAACCUAUGAUAGUAAAGGAGGCUCGAUAUAUUGCCAUUACAAUGAUGAAGGCAUAUGAAAAUUAUUCCUUUGAAGAAUUACGCUUUGCUUCACCAACCCCAAAGAGACCCAGUGAAAACAUGUUGAUCAGAGUCAAUAAUGAUGGUACCUACUGUGCAAACUGGACUCCAGGAGCAGUUGGUCUCUAUACCAUUCAUGUUACUAUAGACGGCAUCGAAAUAGACGCUGGCUUAGAAGUGAAAGUGAAAGAUCCCCCGAAGGGAAUGAUACCACCUGGAACCCAACUUAUUAAACCAAAAGCAGAACCUCAGCCAAACAAGGUUCGCAAAUUUGUGGCCAAGGACAGUGCAGGGCUUCGUAUCCGUAGCCACCCUUCCCUUCAAAGUGAGCAAAUAGGCAUAGUGAAAGUCAAUGGAUCCAUCACUUUCAUUGACGAGAUCCACAAUGAUGAUGGUGUUUGGCUGAGGCUGAACGAUGAGACUAUAAAGAAGUAUGUUCCUAACAUGAAUGGUUACACAGAAGCCUGGUGCCUCUCUUUUAACCAGCAUCUGGGCAAGAGCCUUCUGGUACCUGUUGACAAUGUCUUUAAUGCUAGCCAAGGAGUCAGGGAUUUGGACUUUUUUUCAUGGACUUCCAAAGCUUUACCCCCCAAGGAAUCUAGGUCUAACUCUGAUGAUUUUUUCAAAGACCUGACCUCGCACUGCCCCCAGGAAGCAGUGAUGCAAGAGCAAGAGCUGCCAUUCCUGCGAGGGGGACCGGGAGUGUACAAGGUAGUGAAGACUGGCCCGUCAGGUCACAACAUCAGAAGCUGCCCUAACCUUAGAGGUAUCCCAAUUGGAAUGUUAGUUCUGGGAAACAAAGUCAAGGCAGUGGGCGAGGUGACUAAUUCAGAAGGUACCUGGGUGCAGAUGGAUAAGAACAGCAUGGUAGAGUUCUGUGAAAGUGAUGAAGGCGAGGCCUGGUCCCUAGCUAGAGACAGAGGUGGAAACCAGUACCUGCGACAUGAAGAUGAGCAAGUUCUUCUAGAUCAGAAUGUUCAGACUCCCCCUCCAAGCCCCUUUUCAAUACAAGGUUUCAGUAAGGGGACGAGCUGUACUAAUGGACAAGGGUUUGACUAUGGCCUUGGAAAUAACAAAGGUGACCAACUGAGUGCCAUACUGAAUUCCAUUCAGUCACGGCCAAAUCUCCCAGCUCCUUCCAUCUUUGAUCAAGCUGCAAAACCUCCCUCUUCCCUAGUCCACAGUCCAUUUGUGUUCGGACAGUCCCUUUCCUUCCAGCAGCCUCAGCCACAGCUUCAGAGUGACCGAGUGAAUUUCACAGCAGCUGCUAGACCAGUUUCUCCAGCAGGAAAAUCAGACAUGUCAUCAAAGCACAGGGUUGACAGCAGAUCACCCAAGCCUGAUGUGCGAAUGAAUAGAGUUGCUGCUGACCAGAAGAAACCUAGGAAUGCAGAAGGUUUAUCUGCUAGUGAAUCUCUUAUGCUGAAAUCAGAUGCUGCAAAAUUGCGGUCAGAUUCUCACAGCAGAUCUUUGUCUCCAAACCAUAACACUCUGCAAACACUAAAAACAGAUGGCAGAACAACUACUGGUCUGAGAGCUGAAUCUCCAGGACCAGGAACCCGGUCCUCUUCUCCAAAGACAAAGACGCUUACAGCAGUUAGAUCUGGUGCUAGUUCUCCACGAUCCUCAUCACCACAUGAUAAAACUCUACCUCAGAAAGCUUCAUCCCCUGUAAAAACAAAGCUUGAUCCUCCUCGAGAACGAUCCAAAUCCGAUUCUUACACGUUAGAUCCAGACACCCUUCGCAAAAAGAAAGUACCGCUUACAGAACCCUUACGGGGGAGAUCCACUUCACCCAAACCAAAAAUUGUUGCAAAAGAUGGAAAGCCUGCUGCGGAAACUGAAAACAGAGCUCCUUCCCCUCACGUCGUACAAGAAAAUCUUCACAGUGAAGUUGUGGAAGUAUGUACUUCAAGUACUCUAAAGACUAACAGCAUUAUAGAUAGCACCUGUGAAGAUAACACAGAGUUUAAAAGUGUGGAUGAUGGUUCUAAUAAGGUUCAUUUCAGCAUAGGAAAAGCCCCACUGAAAGAUGAGCAAGACAUGAGAGCAUCUCCAAAAGUGAGCCGUAAAUGUGCGGGCAGGCACACCAGACCCAAAAAGGAGAAGUCCAGCUUUCUUUUCAAAGGCGAUGGUUCCAAACCCGUAGAGCCAGCCAAGCAAGCCAUGUCACCUUCUGUUGCAGAGUGUGCUAGGGCUGUCUUUGCUGCUUUCCUCUGGCAUGAAGGAAUAGUUCAUGAUGCUAUGGCCUGUUCGUCUUUUUUGAAGUUUAAUCCAGAACUGUCCAAAGAGCACGCACCGAUACGAAGCAGUCUGAGCCAGCAACCAGCCGAGGAAAAAGAAACCAAGUUGAAAAACAGGCAUUCCUUGGAAAUAUCAUCUGCUCUUAACAUGUUCAACAUUGCACCUCAUGGACCAGACAUAUCAAAAAUGGGAAGCAUCAAUAAAAACAAGGUCCUCUCUAUGUUAAAAGAACCGCCUCUGCAUGAGAAGUGUGAGGAUGGAAAAAAUGAAGCUACCUCCUUUGAAACAUCCAGUCAUCACGCAAUGAAAUCAAAGUCUCCUCUUCCAUUAACACUGCAGCAUUUGGUAGCUUUUUGGGAAGAUAUUUCUCUAGCAACUAUUAAAGCAGCUUCCCAAAAUAUGAUUUUUCCAAGUCCUGGUUCUUGUGCUGUGUUAAAGAAGAAGGAAAGUGACAAAGAUAACAAGAAAACCAAAAAAGACAAAAAGAAAAAAGAAAAGGUUGAGGCCAGGCCAAGGGGGAAUCUUUUUGGUGAGAUGGCCCAGCUUGCAGUGGGAGGACCUGAAAAAGACACCAUUUGUGAGUUAUGUGGAGAAUCCCAUCCAUAUCCAGUGACUUACCACAUGAGACAAGCUCAUCCAGGUUGUGGCCGUUACGCGGGUGGCCAAGGCUAUAACAGCAUCGGUCACUUCUGCGGAGGCUGGGCUGGUAACUGUGGUGAUGGGGGUAUUGGAGGAAGCACUUGGUAUUUGGUUUGUGAUCGAUGCAGAGAAAAAUACCUCCGUGAGAAGCAAGCAGCAGCAAGAGAGAAGAUUAAACAAUCUAGGAGAAAACCAAUGCAAGUUAAAACUCCUCGUGCCUUGCCAACUAUGGAAGCUCAUCAAGUGAUUAAAGCUAAUGCACUGUAUUUGCUGUCACUGAGUAGUGCUGCUGAGCCCAGUAUCCUCUGCUAUCACCCUGCAAAAACAUUUCAGUCUCAACUUCCUAGUGUCAAAGAAGGAAUUUCUGAAGACUUUCCCAUUAAAAUGCCAUGUCUCUAUCUACAGACAUUAGCAAGGCACCAUCAUGAAAACUUCGCUGGGUACCAGGAUGACAACCUCUUCCAGGAUGAGAUGAGGUACCUGCGCUCAACCUCAGUACCUGCACCGUACAUCUCUGUUACUCCUGAUGCAAGCCCUAAUGUCUUUGAAGAGCCAGCAGAGAGUAACAUGAAAUCUAUGCCCCCAAGUUUGGAAACCAGUCCAAUAACAGAUACAGACCUUGCAAAGCGUACGGUCUUUCAGAGAUCGUAUUCGGUUGUUGCGUCAGAAUAUGACAAGCAGCACUCAAUUCUGCCAGCACGAGUUAAGGCGAUCCCCAGGAGACGAGUCAACAGUGGAGAUGCAGAAGUGGGGUCCUCUCUCCUGAGACAUCCAUCUCCUGAACUUUCUCGGUUAAUCUCCGCCCACAGCUCUCUUUCCAAAGGAGAGAGAAAUUUCCAGUGGCCAGUACUGGCAUUUGUAAUCCAGCAUCAUGAUCUGGAAGGACUUGAAAUAGCAAUGAAACAGGCCUUACGGAAAUCUGCUUGCCGGGUCUUUGCCAUGGAGGCUUUUAACUGGCUUCUUUGUAAUGUCAUUCAAACAACUUCUCUUCAUGACAUUUUGUGGCAUUUUGUGGCUUCCUUGACACCUGCACCUGUAGAACCUGAAGAGGAGGAAGAUGAAGAAAAUAAAUCAAAUAAAGAAAAUGCAGAACAAGAGAAAGACACAAGAGUAUGUGAACAUCCUCUGUCAGAUAUAGUGAUUGCUGGUGAAGCAGCUCACCCGUUACCCCACACUUUCCAUCGUCUCCUGCAGACAAUCUCUGAUCUGAUGAUGUCCCUUCCCAGUGGUAGUGCGCUGCAGCAAAUGGCCUUAAGAUGCUGGAGUCUCAAAUUCAAACAAUCUGAUCAUCAAUUCUUACAUCAGAGCAAUGUUUUCCAUCAUAUCAACAAUAUUUUAUCUAAAUCUGACGAUGGGGAUAGUGAAGAGAGCUUUAGUAUCAGCAUACAGUCUGGUUUUGAAGUCAUGAAUCAGGAAUUGUGUAUCGUGGUUUGUCUAAAAGACCUAACAAGUAUUGUUGACAUUAAAACAUCAAGCCGACCUGCCAUGAUCGGUAGCUUAACAGAUGGGUCUACAGAAACAUUUUGGGAGUCAGGAGAUGAAGACAAAAACAAAACUAAAAACAUCACAAUUAACUGUGUAAAAGGAAUCAAUGCUCGUUAUGUGUGUGUUCAUGUAGACAAUUCCAGAGAUCUCGGGAACAAAGUGACUUCAAUGACUUUCCUGACUGGUAAGGCAGUAGAAGAUCUCUGCAGAAUAAAGCAGGUAGACUUGGAUUCGAGACAUAUUGGCUGGGUGACAAGUGAACUUCCUGGUGGUGAUAAUCACAUCAUCAAAAUUGAAUUGAAGGGUCCAGAGAACACGUUAAGAGUUCGGCAAGUGAAAAUUCUUGGAUGGAAAGAUGGCGAAAGCAUCAAAAUAGCAGGACAGAUUUCAGCAAGUGUAACUCAGCAAAGGAACUGUGAAUCCGAGACGCUGCGGGUGUUCCGACUUAUUACAUCCCAGGUAUUUGGAAAACUCAUAUCUGGAGAUGCUGAGCCAACCCCAGAGCAAGAAGAAAAAGCACUGUUGUCUUCCCCAGAAGGAGAGGAAAAAGCAACAUCAGAUGCAGACCUGAAAGAGCACAUGGUAGGGAUCAUAUUCAGCCGGAGCAAACUGACAAAUUUACAGAAGCAGGUGUGCGCCCACAUCGUGCAGGCCAUCCGCAUGGAGGCGACGCGCGUGCGCGAGGAGUGGGAGCACGCCAUCUCCAGCAAGGAGAACGCCAACUCGCAGCCCCGCCGAGACGACGAGGUGUGCGCCCACAUCGUGCAGGCCAUCCGCAUGGAGGCGACGCGCGUGCGCGAGGAGUGGGAGCACGCCAUCUCCAGCAAGGAGAACGCCAACUCGCAGCCCAGCGACGAGGACGCGGCCUCCGACGCCUACUGCUUCGAGCUGCUCUCCAUGGUGCUCGCCCUGAGCGGCUCCAACGUGGGCCGGCAGUACCUGGCUCAGCAGCUCACCCUGCUCCAGGAUCUCUUCUCCUUGCUCCACACGGCUUCUCCCAGGGUGCAGCGGCAGGUAACAUCACUGCUAAGGCGUGUUUUGCCUGAAGUAACCCCUAGUCGCCUGGCCAGUAUCAUAGGUGUGAAAUCCCUUCCACCAGCAGAUAUAAGUGAUAUCAUUCACUCAACAGAGAAAGGGGAUUGGAAUAAACUGGGUAUCUUGGACAUGUUUUUGGGAUGCAUUGCCAAAGCUCUCACCGUACAGCUAAAAGCCAAAGGAACUACUAUAACUGGAACAGCUGGCACUACUGCAGGCAAAGGAGUUACUACAGUCACACUUCCAAUGAUUUUCAAUUCCAGCUAUAUUCGGCGGGGUGAAAGCCACUGGUGGAUGAAGGGCUCGACACCUACACAGAUCUCAGAGAUCAUUAUCAAACUGAUUAAAGAUAUGGCAGCAGGUCAUCUCUCAGAAGCUUGGUCCCGUGUGACAAAAAACGCAAUUGCUGAAACCAUCAUAGCUCUGACCAAAAUGGAAGAAGAAUACAGAUCACCAGUAAGAUGCAUCGCAACAACUAGACUGUGGUUGGCUCUAGCAUCCCUCUGUGUGCUUGAUCAGGAUCAUGUUGAUAGAUUGUCCUCCGGAAGGUGGAUGGGAAAAGAUGGACAACAGAAACAGAUGCCGAUGUGUGAUAACCAUGACGAUGGUGAAACUGCUGCAAUUAUUUUAUGUAAUGCCUGUGGGAAUUUGUGUACAGACUGUGACCGAUUCCUUCAUCUCCACCGACGAACGAAAACUCACCAGAGACAGGUAUUUAAAGAAGAAGAAGAAGCUAUCAAAGUCGAUCUUCAUGAAGGCUGUGGUAGGACCAAACUUUUCUGGCUGAUGGCAUUAGCAGAUUCUAAAACUAUGAAGGCUAUGGUGGAAUUUAGAGAACAAACAGGCAAGCCGACCACAAGCAGUUCUGAGGCGUGUCGUUUCUGUGGGUGUCGGAGUGGAACGGAGUUAUCAGCCGUGGGCAGCGUUUGUUCCGACGCAGACUGCCAGGAAUACGCCAAAAUAGCCUGUAGCAAGACGCACGCGUGUGGCCACCCGUGCGGCGGCGUGAAGAACGAAGAGCACUGCCUGCCGUGCCUGCACGGCUGCGACAAGGGCGCCGCCACGCUGAAGCAGGACGCCGACGACAUGUGCAUGGUCUGCUUUACUGAAGCACUCUCAGCUGCACCAGCUAUCCAGCUGGACUGCAGCCAUGUAUUCCACUUGCAAUGCUGUCAGCGAGUGCUGGAGAACAGAUGGCUUGGGCCAAGGAUAACUUUUGGGUUCAUGUCCUGUCCUAUUUGCAAGAACAAAAUUAAUCAUACAGUAUUAAAGGAUUUGCUUGAUCCAAUCAAAGAACUCUAUGAAGAUGUAAGGAGAAAAGCUCUAAUGAGACUGGAGUAUGAAGGGUUGCACAAAAGCGAGGCCAUCACAACACCAGGUGUUAGAUUUUAUAAUGACCCAGCUGGCUAUGCCAUGAACAGAUAUGCCUAUUACGUUUGCUUCAAAUGCAAAAAGGCAUAUUUUGGUGGUGAGGCUCGUUGUGAUGCUGAGGCUGGGCAAGGAGAUGACUACGAUCCGAGAGAGCUUAUUUGUGGUGCAUGUUCUGAUGUUUCAAGGGCUCAGAUGUGUCCCAAGCACGGUACAGAUUUCCUGGAGUACAAAUGCCGCUAUUGCUGCUCAGUUGCUGUCUUCUUCUGCUUUGGGACAACACAUUUCUGCAAUGCUUGCCACGAUGAUUUCCAAAGAAUGACAAGCAUCCCUAAAGAAGAACUUCCACAUUGUCCUGCAGGUCCCAAAGGCAAACAACUUGAAGGAACAGAGUGUCCACUUCAUGUUGUCCAUCCACCCACUGGUGAAGAAUUUGCUCUGGGUUGUGGGGUUUGCAGAAACGCUCACACUUUUUAGACUAGGGUUUUUUUUUUUUUUUUUUUUGAACCAGAGCAAAGCAGGUGCCCUCAUCCCUCAAGUGUCCUGAGAGUAAAGUCCAGUUGGGAUGAGGAUGGGACCAUUUCAUAACCCAGGUAAAAGGAACAAUUCACAGUGCAAGAAGGAUGCCAAAUACCAUGUACAUAAUUCUUGCUGUGAGAAAUUGACAUUUUUUGAACCAAGACAUCAAAACUUGUGAGGUGUUUGCAUGUGGCCAUUACAGUCAUCGGCUAGGAAACAUUGGACAUUUACAAAUUAAUAAUUGCUAUUAAAGGAUCUGUGUGUCUGUGGACUAUGAAUGAUGCUGGCUUUCAGGAGAAAGAAAAAAAUGAUUAUUGUAUACUGACUUUUUGUAAUCUUGUACAAUUGUAACGCAUCACAAGUGGGGAUGGAAAAAAGGAAUAUUCUGGUUUAUUUCCUAGACUGUUAUAAAAAAAAUUGUGUUAGGAAGGCAUAAAUGUAACAAGUAUCACGCUGUAUAUAAAGGUAUCAAUGUUUGUCCUGUAUAAGAAUUAUUAAAUUACAACAGCAGUUUCAUUUAAACUUCUGGGUUAUGUUUGAGCCUGAAAUUUUAAUGAAGUGCAAUACUGAGUGUGCCUCAUAUCUUGCAGCUGUAAACAUAUUGGAAUGUACAUGUCAAUAAAGCCACUGUACAUUUUUAUACAGUGAAAGUCUAA